Molecule: messenger RNA, 9224 nt
Organism: Monodelphis domestica (gray short-tailed opossum)
Lineage: Eukaryota; Metazoa; Chordata; Mammalia; Didelphimorphia; Didelphidae
Gene: MAN2A1
Product: mannosidase alpha class 2A member 1
Biological process (GO): N-glycan processing; mannose metabolic process; protein deglycosylation
Cellular component (GO): Golgi membrane
Molecular function (GO): alpha-mannosidase activity; carbohydrate binding
Source: RefSeq, a predicted model, not a curated record
UUUUUGGUGGUUUAGGGCUUUUCUUUCUGCCUUCACCCUUGGAGUUUUGUCAGUAAAUCUCUCAGUGCAGUCUGUGGGGGAGGGGUGUCAGAGCUUGAGCUUCUCUGCCUUCUGGAAGCUUUGAUGGGCUAAAGUCCAGCAGUCUGUGAGGGAGGGGUUUUGGAACUUGAGCUUCUCUGUCCUCUGGAGGCUUUGAUGGGAUUAGGUCCAGCAGGGUUUGCUGGAUGUACCUAGAGUCCAAAACCUCAGGAAGGGGUGUUGGUGGUGGGGCAAUAUGGAGUGUCUCUGCUGCUACAACUAUGCCUCCUGCUCUGCACUCUGUGUUUCUCCUUUGUCUACUUCCCCACUGCCUGUGUUGGACACUUUGAGCCUGGCAUGUCUUUGCGUGCAAGGUAUUCCCUCCAGACCAGUGACUUUGCCUGUUCAGAGGUUCCAGCUGUUACUGGCGGAUUAGCACUCUAGUUGAGGAGGGGUCCUGGGACCUUCCCUCUUCUUUCCCCUUAAACCAGAGUAUUCUGGAAUUCUGGCUUUUGGGGCUGUACCUUUUCCGUUGAGUCCAGCAGGAGGGUUCCUUGGCUCUGUCUUGUUGUUGGGUUUGAUUGUCAGUCCCCUAAGAGCAUUUAGUUUGCCAUCGGUAAGGGUUUUCAGAGGUCUGAAGGUUUGCUGCUUCUACACCACCAUCUUGACUCCUAUUCUAUUUUUCAUUUUUUAAAUGUGGUUUUAUUUCUUGUUUUCUUAAGACUUUAGCAGCUUCCCCUUGCCAAAUACUAAUUUAUGAAUUAUUUAUUUCAAUUUCCCCCCCCCCCAUUUUUCCUCUUCCCCUUCACUAGGUGCUUCCCUAAUAUCUUUAAACACUUAUUAGUUUUCAUAACUUUGAAACACUUGCCUUAACUAAAUUCUGCCCCAUCAAAUUGGACCACUUAGUCCACUGUCCUUGGAACAUAUUUCCUUGUAUUUUGGAUGGUGAUUAAUGAACUUUGAAUGACUAAAUCCUGAAAAGUUACAUAGUAUAGUGGAUAGAUCUGCCUUAUAGUCAGGAAAACUUAGGUUCAAGUUUGUCACUUUUAAACCUGGGCAAGUGUACUUCUACGCCAAAUUUUGCUGAGCAAUUGCAGAUCUACUUAAGUAGGAGGCUUUUUUUUUUUUAGACCAUUAGUUCCUGUCUCCAUGAAAUAACAAGGUGGGUUUAAAAACUGUGUGACUGGGCAUUGCUUCAAGUAGAUUACCUGAAAACCCCUCCCCCCAACUAUUUAAACUGUUAAUGUCAUUUUUGUAACAAAAGAAAACAAUUCUUUUGGCAGCAUUACAAGGGUAUGUAUGUGUUCAUCUAAGCAAUUUAGUUUUUAGUAUGAAGGGCAUUCCCUUGAGAUUUUGUUCUUAAUAUUUGACUUAAUUUUGUAAUAUGGUAAGGUUUAAUCCUGAUCCUGCUAAAGGGGCAAUAACAUGAAAUAUCAUCCAACAUUUAAAAAAUCUGGGGCAUAGUUUCAUGUUCUGAUUCACAGAAGAAAUGGUUCCUGAUAGCCAUUCCUUCCUGCAUCUUUAAGAAGCUGCACGUGCAAGUAGGCUCAGUUCUAGCAUUUGGAAUAUGUUUUUCAUAAAGGUGUAGCAGAUGUGAGUGUUGAUGGAGGUGAUGGUGCAGAAUCCUCUUCUGUUUGCUCAAAUCCCUUUCCCUCUUUGCUGUAAGUCAAUUAGUGAGGUGCUUAGGGAUGGCAAAUCAUACCAUAUCCUGGAGGAGAAAAGAUCAAUGAAUCCCUGAACAUAACCUCCCGACUCCUUCCUUCUUUAACCACCCACACUCAUCAGCAAAUUCCCUUCCAAUGUACAAGCAGGCCCUAAAAGCCAAGGUCAGAAACCCGGGUAGGGAACUCAAGGGGCCAGAUGAGUGGCAGCUGCAGCAAGGGCAUUUGGUAAGUCUUCCGUUACGUUUCCUUCUUCCCCCACAAAGGCCGUCAGAAGUCUCCCCGAAAGUCAGUGCUUUGCUACGGGGACCCUAGGUGGGGGGGGCAGGCGGGAGUGGGAGUAGGUGUGUGUGGGGGGGAAGGGAACGGGAGUGUGGGGGGGGAGAAGGGGAAAAGGAGGAGGAGGCAGAGCUUGGGCCAGCGGCGGGCUCUGAUUGGUCUCUGCGGGGCGGGGUCCUUUCCCAUUUCUUCCCCGUGCGUAGGGGAAGGGGGCGGGACGCGUUGCUCGCCUCUCAGCCUCUGGAGCUGCCUGAACCAGCUGCCAGGGCAGGCUCUGCUGGAGGAGCCGCCUCUAUUGCCACUGAAACUGCCACCCAUACCCGCACUCCCCCGUGUCUGCCGCGGGGCUUUCGCGCCUUACGACUCGGGGCUCUUUCCGGGGCUCUUGCGGGGCCUCAGAGAUUGGGGGCGGGCGGCUUAUUGCGGCGGCGGGCUUCUCUGCGGGAGGGUCACGCCGGGACCACCACCGCCGCCACCAUCACCUUCUCCUGUUCCCCUUCCCCCAGCCUUCUGGCUCGGCGGGGCCCCCGCCCCCCUCCACCUCUCCAUUCACGCGGGAGAAAGAGGAAGCGGGGAGGGGGGGCGGGGGAGAAUCGGUCGCCUGGGGUCCGGCUCCGACCGGCUCCGGACCGCGUCUCUGCGGGAGCUGAAGGCUCCACCUCCUCCGAAGCUCGGACCGGGGCAGGAAAUAGAGCGGGAGGGGGCGACUUGGGCAAGGGCGGGGUACUCUGGGCUGGGAGCCCUGGGGUUAAGUAGUGAGUUCGCUUCCUUACCUUCCCCUUCCCGGAGUGGCUCCGCCCCUGUGGGCAGCGGGGAACCACUCACCCUCACCGCCCCGCUGGGCCAGGGCCACAAAAACUUUUCCUUCCAAUUUCGACGGGUUCUUAGAGCAGGAAGUCCGCCCUCCCCACGUUUCCCUUUUUCGCCCUAACCCUCUCCCGCUUCGGUCCCGGCCCCCGAACGCCUGAAUCCAGCGGUUUCCCCCUCCCUGCGCGGCCUGCGAAGGGGGGAGGGAAGUUGACCGAGAAACGCAAAGGGGCGUUAGUGGGCUUUGCGCCAAAGGCAGGCGGACCUUGAUCCUUGAUCCUUGGUGGCUGAAACUGGCACCGUCGUGGAGGGAGCAGCUGGACGCAUAGACGGCUGGGUGGGCUGCUUGAACGUUUCAAUUUUCCCUGUGCUGUGCUGGGGGAAAAGAAGAACGGGAUUUGUCGAUCUUCAGGCUCUGCAUCUCUUUUUCUUGGAAAAUGAAGUUAAGCCGUCAGUUCACCGUGUUUGGCAGUGCGAUCUUUUGCGUGGUGAUCUUCUCUUUGUACCUGAUGCUGGACCGAGGCCACUUCGAUCACCCCAAGAACCCUCGCCGGGAAGGCGCAUUCCAGCAGGCUCAACUUUCAAUAUUGCAAGAAAAAAUCGACCAUUUAGAACGUUUGCUGGCAGAAAAUAAUGAAAUCAUUUCAAAUAUUAGAGAUUCUGUCAUUAAUUUGAGUGAAUCUGUGAAGGACGAUCAGAAAAGCCCACGAAGUAAUAAUGUCAGUCAAGGAUCCAUCUCUAAUCUUAAGCCAUCAAGUCUAAUACCUUUUCCAAACGAACCUGAGGAGUGUUCAUUUGCUUUAGAAAGUGGAAAUCAGAAUUCAGAUGUACAGAUGUUGAAUGUUUAUAGCCUUCUUAAAUUUAACAAUCCAGAUGGAGGAGUUUGGAAGCAAGGAUUUGACAUUACAUAUGAAGAUAGUGAAUGGGACAGUGAGCCCCUUCAAGUAUUUGUUGUGCCUCAUUCACAUAAUGACCCAGGUUGGCUGAAGACUUUCAAUGACUAUUUUAAAGACCAGACCCAGCAUAUCCUGAAUAACAUGGUGGUAAAGCUGAAUGAAGAUAGAAGGAGAAAAUUUAUAUGGUCUGAAAUCUCUUAUUUUUCAAAAUGGUGGGAUGGAAUAGAUAGUCAGAAGAAGGAUGCUGUUAAGAGUUUACUAUCAAAUGGACAACUUGAAAUUGUAACAGGUGGAUGGGUCAUGUCUGAUGAAGCAUCUACACAUUACUUUGCAAUAAUUGAUCAACUUAUUGAAGGACAUCAAUGGCUAGAAAGAAACCUAGGAGUGAAACCCAGAUCAAGCUGGGCUGUUGAUCCAUUUGGACAUUCACCAACAAUGACAUAUCUUUUGAAACGCAGUGGAUUUUCCAAUAUGCUUAUCCAGAGAAUUCAUUAUGCUAUUAAAAAACAUUUUUCAAUUAUGAAGUCACUGGAAUUUUAUUGGAGACAAAAUUGGGAUUUGGGAUCUAAUACAGAUAUAUUUUGCCAUAUGAUGCCAUUUUACAGUUAUGAUAUUCCCCACACUUGUGGGCCUGAUCCUAAAAUAUGUUGCCAGUUUGAUUUUAAACGACUUCCUGGAGGUAGAAUCAGCUGUCCCUGGAGAGUCCCACCAGAAGCAAUACAUGAUGGAAAUGUCAAUCACAGGGCAUGGAUGUUGUUAGACCAGUACAGAAAGAAGUCAAAGCUUUUUCGUACUAAAGUGCUCUUGGCUCCUCUAGGAGAUGAUUUCCGAUAUAGUGAAAGCUCAGAAUGGGAUCAGCAGUACCAGAAUUAUCAGAAAAUUUUUGAUUAUUUGAAUUCUCAUCCUGAAUUACAUGUUAAGAUACAAUUUGGGACUUUAUCAGAUUAUUUUGAUGCUUUGCAUACAGUAGAUACACAACUCAAAAAAGGUACUAAAUCAUUUCCCGUUCUGAGUGGAGAUUUCUUCACAUAUGCUGACAGAGAUGAUCAUUAUUGGAGUGGAUAUUUUACAUCAAGACCUUUUUAUAAACGAAUGGAUAGAAUAAUGGAGUCCUACUUAAGGGCUACUGAGAUUCUUUACUCUUUGGCACGAUUACAAGCUCAGAAAUAUAAGAAGACAAAUUUAUUCCCUUCAUCAUCACAUUAUCAGUUACUUACCGAGGCCAGAAGGAAUCUUGGACUUUUUCAGCAUCAUGAUGCCAUUACAGGGACUGCUAAAGAUUGGGUAGUUGUGGAUUAUGGCACUAGACUUUUCCAUUCCUUCAUGAACUUGAAGAUAAUAAUCAGAGAUUCUGCUCAUAUUCUUAUUCUGAAGGACAAAGAUGCCUACAGCUAUAACCCAUCCAUUCCCUUCCUACGGAUGGAGAGUGAACAACAAUCACAAGAUAGUCUGCCACAAAAAACUAUUAUAAAACUGAGUAUGCAACCAAGGUACCUUGUGAUCCAUAAUCCUUAUGAACAAGAGCGUCAUUCUGUGGUUUCAGUAUAUGUGAGUUCUUCAAAGGUGAAAGUACUUUCUGAUUCAGGAAAACCUGUGGUAAUUCAAAUUAGUGCUGUUUGGGAGGGACACAAUACAAUUUCAAAUGAAGCAUACCAGAUUUCCUUUGUAGCCCAUCUAUUACCAUUAAGUUUGAAAACAUACCAGCUUGUGGAAUCAGUGAGCUCAGAGUCACACUUGGCUAUGUAUACAGUCUAUAAUACUGAAGCAAUUUCUGAAACAGUUUUCAAGAUAAAAGAAAUGAAAUCGAAUGCAGAUGACAUCACUAUAGAGAACUCAUAUAUAAAACUUGAUUUUAGUCGAUCUGGAUUAAUGGAGAGAAUGACUAAUAAAGAAGAUGGUAAAAAUCAUGAAGUCAAAGUGGAGUUUACAUGGUAUGGAACCAGAAAUGGUAGAGACAGGAGUGGUGCUUAUCUUUUCUUACCUGAUGGAGAAGCUAAGCCCUACAUUUCUGCUGAUCCACCUUUUAUCAGAGUGACACAUGGAAGAAUUUAUUCAGAAGUUACAUGUCUCUUUCCUAAUUUGAAACACAACGUGCGACUUUAUAAUGUUCAGGGAAUAGAAGCCCAAUCUGUGGAAGUUGCCAAUAUUUUGGACAUUAGAGGAGAAUAUAAUCGUGAGAUUGCCAUGAGAAUUUCUUCUGACAUAAACAGUCAAAAGAGAUUUUAUACUGACCUAAAUGGUUAUCAGAUUCAGCCUAGACUGACAAUGAGCAAAUUGCCUCUUCAAGCAAAUGUGUACCCAAUGACAACAAUGGCUUAUAUCCAAGAUGAUGGGUUUCGUUUGACACUUCUUUCUGCCCAAUCUUUAGGUGUUGCAAGUUUAAAAAAUGGACAGAUUGAAGUCAUCAUGGAUCGGAGACUCAUGCAAGAUGAUUAUCGUGGCCUUGGGCAAGGUGUUCAAGAUAACAAGAUUACAGCUAAUUUAUUUCGAAUUCUUUUAGAAAAAAGAAAUGGAGAUAACAUGAAAGAAGAAACAAAGUCAGUCAGUUAUCCUUCAUUUCUUAGCCACAUAACUUCUUCUUUCUUAAAUCAUCAAGUCAUUACAAUGACUGUAAAUCCAGACAUAAAUAUUCCUCACCUCCUGAAUGAAUUUUCUCCACUUGUAUCAUCCAUGCCUUGUGACAUUCAUCUAGUUAAUCUAAGGACAAUACAAGCAAAGGAAGACAGUGGACCAUCUGAUGAGGCUGCCUUGAUACUUCAUAGAAAGGGAUUUGAUUGUAGAUUCUCUAAUAGAAGUGGCGUACCUUGCUCACUUACUCAGGGAAAGGUGUUGGUACACAAGCUGUUUAAUGAAUUUACUGUUCAGAGUCUUAUACCAUCAUCAUUAUCUUUGAUGCAUUCACUUCCGGAUACUAGAAAUAUAAGCGAAAUCAACAUGAGUCCCAUGGAAAUCAGUACAUUCCGACUCCAGUUGAGAUGAACCUGACUUUUAGUUUUGGACUGUUGGAGAAAUGGCUUUUGUAUCUUCUUGAUUUGACGUGCAAUAAAGAAGCACAUUGUUAUUCCAGCUUCUGGAUACUGUGAGAAUAUGAUUUCUGUGAUUUCCUUUUUUUCUUAACCAAGUUUUUUUUCCCAUAAAAGGCAUGUUUUUAACAACUUUUAGUUCUUUAACAUGGAACAUCACUGUCAGUAUAAAUUAAUGCAACAAAAGAAGAAAUAUCUAAAGAUGUUAACCUAUCAACAACAGAUUUAGUCUCAGGUUAAAUGCUAUCUGUCUUUUUUGAAGUUGUGAGAUGGUUAUUAAAGUAUUUGCUGAUCAUUGAUCAAUUUACAUAAAAACGGCAAUGUUAAUAUCUCAUUUCAGUAUUUCAAUGAAAAGAGAUAAAAAGCUGUAAUAGCUAAUGGCCAAAUAGUUGCAAUAAUGCAUACAAGUUAUAAAUUUUUUUAUCUUAUUUUUUACUGUGGAGAGAUAAAUUUUGUGGUGAAGUGCAAUCCAGGAACUUUUAUGAAAAGAAUGAUUAUCUUUCAUACCUUCCUCUAAUUCUUGUUUUGCAUCCUUCCUUAUCGAUCCUUCUCUCACCAUCACUCCAGGCUGCCAGUAUGUAAUAAAAAAGAACAUUUUCAUUAUUACUUGACAAAGUGGGAUAGGUGCAAUUUAUUCCAUUGUCACUUAAAAAAGCAAGAAGUAAUUCCCUGGGUACCAUAAACCUGUUUUGGGUACCAUAAGGUAUCUUUUUAUAUAGCCCAUUAGAGCAUUACUAUUCUGAGAUGGGUUUUUCUAUAUCAAGAUUACCAUAUCAAGAUAAAUGUGCCUUAUUUUUUUAUAUGUCUCAUUAAAUCUUUUGGUGUCCAUAUUAUUGUUCUGGGGGUGGGAGAUAUAGGGGUUAGUUAGUUUAUAUGAUACUUAAAUUGUGUAAUUUUUGCUUGACAAUACUGGCCACACUCUGAUCUGUGUUGUCUCACUAAUCUUGUGCUGAUGUUAUUUUAAACACUUAGACUUUUUGAAUGUACUAAGAUGUAAGAAAGAGACACCAGGAAAAUAAACACUGUUAAUCAAAAUACAUUGCUGCCAAGGAAACUGCAAAUUGAUGUGAAGAUUUUGUAAAAAUGCAAAAUCUAGACAUCACUAUACACUUCAUAGAUUGUCAACCAUAUUGAAAACAUUUGUAUGAUUUUUAAAUGUCAGUGUCCAAAGUUUGAUAACUCAUGUAAAUUCUUCAUAGCUGUCAUAAUAACAAUUAUGAGCAUUUGACUCACCCAGUUUGAAUAUUUUAAAAAUUAAUUCUAAUUGUAUGUCCAUGUGCCAAAAUGUAUUUGUUGUCCCAUACCAUUUAAAAGAUCUUAGAUCCUUUAAAAACUGGUUUAAUAGUAGUCAUUAAGUAGAUUCUUCAAUUUAUGUGGAAUUUCUGAAAAUUCUCAUUAACUAGAAGGAAGAUAUUUACUUUAAACUUUUAUAAUAUCUUUCCUUCUGUCAUUUAUAUAUUAUAAAUAGUAUGAAAACUAAUUUCUCUUUCCUAUUGUUGUGCAUUGUUUUCUAGUUCUGAAUUUUCACUUAAGAUUCAGUUUCUAAGGGUAUUAAUAAAAUUAAGUUUAUUCAUAAAUUCCAAUCACUUUUAAUAAGCAAGCCUUUAAAAAGCAAGCCUUUAAAGAUAAAACUCACAAAUAGAUAACUUCAUGCAAUAAACAUGUACUGUAAGUUUCCUUGGUGCAGUGUUUGAAAACUUCCUGUUUGUUGAAAUCUACAGAUUUUAGAUUAUCAGUGGAAAGUUCCAAUAAAAAAGAUCCAGUAUUUUAAUUGAAUCUUAAAUGAAAAACCUUCCUAUGGGAGAUCACUAUAUUCUGUGAGAAAGUUAAUAUUCAUAUUUUAUUCUUUCCCUAAAUUCUGAUCAGCUAUAAAGCAAUUUUGAUGCAAUAAAAAGUAUUAUUUUUUAGAAUUAUUAUGUUAGAAUUAUUUUGGGUGGAUUUAUUCUAUGUUAUUCCUCAGUAUCUUGUAUCAGCUUUACUUUUGAUUACUUCCAUCUGUUGAAACAUAAUACAAAUACAUUCUUUAACCAGUGAGUUUCUUUUCUUAUCCUUUUUAAGUAAUUUCUAAUGUAGAACAUCAGGGAAAUUAAGAAAAUGACCUUUCUUUAAGUUAUAAUCAAAUACUCUCAUUUGAAUCUCUCUGGCUACAUACUUAGUUGUUCAUUCAUUUGCUACAAAUAUUCAAGAACCGUGUUUUCCAUUGCUUUUAUUUUUGAGAGCUACAGAGAUAUUUGAGAACCCAGGGUCCUUGUAUUCUACAAGUACUGAUGAAAAUAAAAUUCUUUAGAGAAAUGUGGUAAAAUGUAAUUAUUUUCCACAUCCAUGUUGUACCUGUACUGAAAUGUUUUUACACUGCUUUGUUGAGACAGAGAGAGAGAGAGAGAGUGUGUGUUUGUGUGUGCGUGUGUGUUUGUGUUUAUCUUGCCCAUACUGUCCUUAAAACAGAUUGAAUUUAACAGAUUUUGAUAUUUUCUCUAAGAAGAUUUUAUCUCUUUUGGGGGGAAAUAUAAGGUCUCUAAUAAAAAUAAUAUGAUGCCUCA